ACCCUGACUCUCCCAGUUUGUACUUCUGAUUAACUUCGGAUCAGUGAACAGCUGAUUAUCAACAACAACAUGGCAGAAACAUUUUAUUUUAAAUUAUUUCUCUUUAUGUUUUUUCUUCUGCCUGUUUCUGGAUCCGAUCCAGAGGUUUCCUGUGUUUUCAGACAGAGCUGCAUGUUACCCUGUCGGAUCCAGCUUGGCUCUGAUCCGCUCAUCCACUGGUACCAAGAGUCAGCUGGAGAUGUUGUGGUUCACUCCUACUAUGAUGGCAGAGAUCAGCUGGGUUACCAGAACCAGAACUUUCAGAACCGGACAUCACUGUUCCAGGAUCAGAUCUCCAGAGGAAACGCCUCCCUGCUGCUGAAGGAGGUGAAGAUCCAGGAUGAGGGAAGAUAUAAAUGUUACACCAGCAUCAGAGCAGGAUAUAAACAAUUAUUUAUAAACCUGAAAACAGAAGCUCCAGUUUCUACAAUCAGAAUCCAUCAGGAUGGAAACAGGAUCACCUGCAGCUCAGAGGGGAUCUACCCUCAACCUGAACUCACCUGGUCCACUGAGCCUCCAUCCAACACGACUCUGAAUGAAAGUACCAGGAUCCAGAAAACUGAAGAUCAGCUUUAUGACAUCAGCAGCUCUCUGACGGUUCCAGACGGUUCUGAUCGAAUCUACAGCUGCACCAUCAGAACCAGGAGCAACAACAAAACAGCAACUUUAAACAAAACAGGACGUUCACAUAAAGAAGAAGAUUCACCCUGGUGGCUGAUUGGUGGUCCGGUUGCAGCAGUGGCUGGGCUGAUCAAAGGAGUGCUAGUCGGGUUUUUAUGUAAAAGAUGUAAAAGUAAAAAGAGUAAAAAUGGAUCAGAAUCAGGUGGAAAACCUGAAAACAAAGAGGAGACGGAGAUGGUCCAAUUAAACAGUAACAUAGAAGGAUCUGACAGUAAACAAGAAUGAAAGAAAACAGGAAAAUAAAGAAGAUUCUGUCAUUGAGGAACCCAGAGAGACGGACAGCUUGGAACCACAGAAGUGAUUCCAGAUGUGCUGCAGCUGUGAGGGGGAGGAGCCUAAUGGGAGAGAGAGGAGAAAAAUGACUGGAAACAGGAAAACCAGACAAACAGGAGACAGAAAAACUAGAAAACACAACAAAGAUCCAAAACAUGAAGAAUCAACUGAACACAAAAUGACACAGAACUGAAGUUCAUGACAGCAGAAAGUUGGACCUUAAUAAAACUUUCAGAACUUCAAGAACUUCAUCUCAUUUGAAGGAAAAGAGACAAAAACUGGAAAUUAAGAUCAUUAUUUUAUGUUGAAGUGAUUUAUUUUCUGUCUUGUAUAUAAAUUUUAAUAACAAAGUAUUAAACUGCUUUAUUGACGCAGAGAAGUUUUUUACUUGCACAGUUUAGGAACCAUUUUCAUAAUUGAUCCCUGCAGAAAAUCAGCUAUAAAUCUGAUCACAUAUUGAUAUUUAUCAAUCAGUAAGAUUUUAUUAUGUUUAGGAGAAAAAGUGAAACAUUCAUCUCAGAUUUGUCCCAGACAGGCAAUAGGUCAUUAAUGAUGUUUAUGAACCAAAUAUUUUUAUUGUUUAAUGUUCCUAAUUAUUCAAAGAAGUUU
Messenger RNA from Xiphophorus couchianus (Monterrey platyfish), 1602 nucleotides. RefSeq names its product CD276 antigen-like. The transcript has 6 exons. The record is from RefSeq and is a predicted model, not a curated record. Gene Ontology annotation, cellular component: external side of plasma membrane. Lineage: Eukaryota; Metazoa; Chordata; Actinopteri; Cyprinodontiformes; Poeciliidae. Gene Ontology annotation, biological process: T cell costimulation; negative regulation of T cell proliferation; cell surface receptor signaling pathway. The coding region runs from base 70 to 945 and encodes 291 amino acids.